AUGUCGAAGUCUGCGAAAGAUGCGCUGGCGGCACAGCUGGACGCGCUGAUGGGGAAGGAGCGAGAUGUGCCGGUAGAGAAGCGCACGAACAGGAGAAUAAACUUCUGGGACGAUGACGUGGACAAGUAUUGGAUUUGCGGCUGUUCCCCGCAUUUGAUCCUCAGGAACUCUCGUUCUGAUCUCGGAGUGUGGGACAAAGUGCAAGAUGAGGACGCCAAAGCUGCCUGGGACGUGUUGCCUCAAGAGGAGAAGGAUAAAUAUGGAUACGAGUACGAACUGAUGCGGUUCCUAGAGCAACUUGUUGCCGAUUUGGACAAGUCAAUCAGAAGACACCAAGAGAAACUCAAACAGGAACAAUCUGGCAAGAAGUUCAACCUUAGCAAGGAGACGCAAGCUCAGGUACUAAAGGAUCUUCUUCCUGUGCUGCGCUCUAGUCUGAUCAAGACGUCCGCCAAGGUUGAUGCCCUCGCCCAGCAAAUCAAGGAGUUGCACCAGAAGGCGCAGGCGCUUGGUGAUGAAGGAGAAGUAGAUGGAAGUUUGAAGGCAAUGGGGGAAGUGGAAGAGCUUACCAAGCAGAAGGAGACUCUUGAAAAUCCAAUAUUUCCUGGCAAAGAGAAGGUUAUGGAAGUGUGCGAGAUUUGCUGCAACUUUAUGGCCAAUACGGACAGUGAAGUGAGCAACAGUUCGCAAGGCGGAGCAUCUUGCUGGAAAGCAACAUCAGGCAAAGUCAAGUACAUGCAGUAUGCUUGUCUGACAUGCAAGAAGGGUUGGGCUCAAAUCAGGGAAAAGCUCAAGGAGCUGAGGGCGAUGCAUGAUGGAAAGGGGCCGCCGCCGCCUCCUCCGAAGAGGAAGGAAAGGGAGAGGGACAAUGACAGAGACCGCCGAGAUCGUUCGCGCGAGCGCGGCAAAGACAGGUCUCGCGAGCGAGAUAGGCACCGGGACUAUCGGGACCGGGACCGACGGGAUGAUCGCAGAGACCGAUACAGGGACUAUGACCGUGACCGGGACAGGAACAGGGACAGAUCGAGAGAGAGGGACGGGUCUAGGGAGCGGGAUCGUUCUAAGGAAAGGGACAGGCACAAGGAUCGCGACUACAGAGACUCUAGGUAG
Guillardia theta CCMP2712 is the source of this 1110-nucleotide messenger RNA. RefSeq lists its product as hypothetical. Bases 1 to 1110 code for a protein of 369 amino acids. Gene Ontology annotation, cellular component: U1 snRNP; U2-type prespliceosome. Lineage: Eukaryota; Cryptophyceae; Pyrenomonadales; Geminigeraceae. The transcript has 18 exons. Gene Ontology annotation, molecular function: mRNA binding. Gene Ontology annotation, biological process: mRNA splice site recognition. The record is from RefSeq and is a predicted model, not a curated record.